AUGAUGUUUUGUGGCCCCUGUAGGUGCGCGUACCACUUGGGGAAAACCAACAUUCCCAGUAAGGGGGUAUAUGGUGCUCAUGUAAAAGGGGAGGUAGUACCCAACCGGCUGGACCACUUGGUGGUCAGGAUAAGCAGAAAUAAGAGAAGUGAUCCGUUUGAGGAGUCCUUUGGGGGGAGACAGUCUCCCCGUCCGGCGGAUAGCAAAGCCGAAUUGGGGGCAAAGAUUAGCACCAAUCGUGGGGCACACUUUAUGGCCAGUUUUGGCCCAAAUGGUGAAAGUGAAAAACGGGGGAAGGAGUAUCUGCUGAACGAAUUGAAUGAGUUUGUCUCGUUGGAUCGGCGGGGCGAAGAAAGUGGCGGCACGGUGAAAUCCUCCACCCAGAGUGAAAAAAACUCCAACGCGGGUGGACACGAUGAAGAAGUAAAAUUGGAAAGGCUACUAAAGAAGAGACAAGGAAAAAAAAAAGACAUCGUAACGAUAACGGAAAAAGCAAAAGACGAAAUAAAAAAAUUGAUCAAAGAAUAUCAUAGCAAAGAAGAUAAGGACACAAAAAAUUAUGUUUUAAAAUUAUUUUAUAUAAUUAAGGGAUGCAAUGGAUUAACUCACUCCUUCAACUUCGUCCAUAGGAGUGAGCUCCAUGCGAAUGAUGAGCUGAUCUUCGAAGACGACUGUAGGGAGAAGAUCCUCCUUGCGAUCGACAGUAAGUGUGUUCUGUAUGUUAUUAACACGACGCUCGAUUAUUACAGGGACGACCUGACGGAGCGGUUUAUCUUCACCAACCCGAACGUCACGUCCGUGUGUCCCUGCGGGACCAGCUUCCACUUUAACCCCGGCGGGAGUUCAUCGUAA
Plasmodium coatneyi is the source of this 852-nucleotide messenger RNA. RefSeq names its product HesB family member. The record is from RefSeq and is a predicted model, not a curated record. Gene Ontology annotation, molecular function: 2 iron, 2 sulfur cluster binding. Bases 1 to 852 code for a protein of 283 amino acids. NCBI's taxonomy places the organism in Eukaryota, Apicomplexa, Aconoidasida, Haemosporida, Plasmodiidae. Gene Ontology annotation, biological process: iron-sulfur cluster assembly. The transcript has a single exon. Gene Ontology annotation, cellular component: cytoplasm; mitochondrion.